Paramecium tetraurelia is the source of this 1788-nucleotide messenger RNA. RefSeq lists its product as uncharacterized. Lineage: Eukaryota; Ciliophora; Oligohymenophorea; Peniculida; Parameciidae. The transcript is spliced from 2 exons. Gene Ontology annotation, biological process: protein modification process. The record is from RefSeq and is a predicted model, not a curated record.
AUGUAUAACUAUAAUGAAUUAGAUUAAUUGGUCAUUAAGGGGAGUACAAGAUUUCAAGAAGUAAAUUUUAAUUAGCCGAGACUCUUUUAGCCAAAGCUGAAUAUUAUCAAGUUAAAAGGAUUUCAAUAAUUAGUAGAUUUAAUUAAGCAAUAAGAAUCGUUUUCGAAACAUAAUUAGAUUCCAUAAAUUAAUACUUAGAAAAAUCUGCCAUCAAUUUUGGCUUAUCCUCCUAAAGCAGAAUUAAUUACUACUUCAAAAAAAGAAAUAUCAAUAAGAAAAUAUAGUGAAACAAGAGUUUAUGGCAGAAAAAGUUUUACUGAAACUGCUGAGCCUCAUUCUCUUGAGCCAAGAAGAAUCAAUACAAUAAGAAACAAAUUCGCAAUUAAAAAGGCUUUUCCAAAUAAAUAAGAAGAAUAAAACAUGUUUGAAAAUCCUUCCGAUUUUGCUACAAUCCUAAGCUUCUCAAAUUUAUUAAUGAUAAUUCCUUAAGAGAAGAUAGUCUACAAGGCAUUUAUAACAAAAGGAAAUAAUGGAUAACUUGUUAGACAAUUAAUAAAGUCUCGAUCUUGGUGGAUUUUACUUGAUACACCUUAAACUGAUGUGAAUCUUUAUUGGACAUAACUCAGAAAACAGGGAUUUUAUAAGGAUCUGAUAACCCUUACCGGAAAUCAGUCGACAUUCACAAAAGGCUAGAAAAAAUAAGUUUAUGAUAAGUUAAAGCUGAAGUUGGAUGAAGAAAAGUAUACAAAUUUCGUUUCGAGUAAUAUUUUAAGAGUACAUAAUCACUUAGAAGGCAAUUUCUAGAUCUCAAAUAAGAAAGCAUUAUAUUAUAAUAUGAAAUCCUAUUAUGAAUCAAUAGGACAAGAUCCAUUUCAGUUCAUACCAUUGACAUUUCAUAUUUAAGAUGGUAUUAAGGAUCCUGUGUAUUAGUAAUUUGAAGAAUAUGCAAGAAAGAACAAUAUAAAUGUAUGGAUAAUAAAACCAGGGGAAUAAUCGAACAGAGGUAAUGGAAUAGAGGUAGCCAACUCUAUAUCUUAAGUCAAAAGACUUGUGUCUUAUAAGGAAUUGCAUUCAAAUGGUGUAAAAAAGACUUUUAUUGUCCAAUAAUAUAUAAAUAAGCCAUUAUUAUACAACAAAAGGAAGUUCGAUAUAAGAUGUUUUAUGUUGAUAACCUGUAUAAAUCAUCAAUUCAAGGCUUACUGGUAUUAGGAAGGGUAUAUAAGAACGAGUUGCAAGGAGUUCAAUUUGGAUGACACAGACUGUAAAUAUACUCAUUUGACUAAUGAUGCUGUUUAGAAGUACAGCAAAAACUAUGGAAAAUACGAAACAGGAAAUAAAGUCUCUUUUAAUGAUUUUUCUAAGUAUGUUUAGGAAAUCUAUAAUUUAAAUUUUAAUAACACGAUAGAACAAUUAAAGAGUUUAUGCUCUGACAUCGUCAAAGCUUCUUAUUAACAUCUAGAUCCAAAUCGCCAUUUCUAUACUUUUGAGUUAUUUGGACUGGAUUUUAUGAUAGACAGUGAUUUCAAACCUUGGCUCAUUGAAGUGAAUACAAAUCCAUGUCUUGAAACUUGUUGUCCUCUAUUGUCUAGAUUGAUAAAUCAUUUAGUCGAAAAUACUAUUAGAAUUGCAAUAGAUCCAAUGUAUCCUGCUCCUACCAAGAAAAAACCACUGCCUGAAUUCAAAAACAAUUUUGAACUUAUUUUCUAUACUUCUCUCAAAGAAUAAUGUGGGAAACUACCAGAAAUUUAAUAAGAUGAUGACGAUCUUGAUGUAGAUGAUGAUAAUUGA